This is a messenger RNA of Gadus macrocephalus (Pacific cod), 5591 nucleotides long. Its product is annotated as max-binding protein MNT-like. The record is from RefSeq and is a predicted model, not a curated record. Gene Ontology annotation, molecular function: protein dimerization activity; RNA polymerase II cis-regulatory region sequence-specific DNA binding; DNA-binding transcription factor activity, RNA polymerase II-specific. NCBI's taxonomy places the organism in Eukaryota, Metazoa, Chordata, Actinopteri, Gadiformes, Gadidae. Bases 267 to 1904 code for a protein of 545 amino acids. Gene Ontology annotation, biological process: regulation of transcription by RNA polymerase II. The transcript is spliced from 6 exons.
ACCGGGAGGGCGUGUCCUACACUCGGUACGAGGCGCCUUGUUGUGUGUAUUCCUGUGCUCGCAUCGCCAUCUUGUUGCGAUCAUCUUUUACGUAUGCAAGGAUUCGCCUUCGGUUUAUACGUUUUGAAACUUUGCCGUUUUUUAACGGAAAGGGGGGGAUUGUUUUACGCGCGUGGGCAAGCCGUGCACAAGGCCCUCCUGGGGCGCGCUGCUCGUCGUUGUUCCGCGGUCCCGGGAACCGGGUUACCGACCGAGGGGCGCGCGCGAUGAGCAUCGACACCCUCCUGGAAGCAGCCCGGUACCUGGAGUGGGAAGCCCAGCAACACGCUGCACCCGAGGAGGACCAGCUCGAGCAGAGGGAGCUCUUUGCCCGGGAGGCGGAGCUACGGCGCUCGGAGGUCACCGUGUCGGCCCAGACCGGCGGAGUCCACCCCCGCCCGGUCGCCUGGGGCAACGAGCCCCUGCACCUGCAGACGCACCAUGUCCCCGUGGUGGCCCCCCCUCCUCCUCCUCCCCCCUCCCUCCGGGCCCCCCUCGUCCCCCCUGUCCUGCUCCCCGUCCUCACGCCCGCCCCCUCGCCGCUGCGUCCCGCCGUCGCUGCGGCCGCCUCCAUCGCCGUGGCGACACCCAUGCUCAACGGCUCCUCCCCCUCUCAUCACCUCCAGCUGCAGCAGCUUCCGCUUCCUCCGCCGCUCGCCAGCGCUAGCCCCCGCCCCCUGCUCUCUUCUCCAACUAUAAAGUUGGAGCCCGCCCCCCAGCAGAACGGCGCUGUCCCGCCCCAGCUGCCCCAGCUCCAGUCGCCCUACCAGGCGGCCUUCAGCCCCCCCAGCGGGGCGGCGUCCCCCCUGAUGCCCCCCCACUCGCCUGAGUCCAGGACCAACGGCCUGCUGGACGACAUGCGGGGGGCCGACGGGAAGCGACGGCCGGGGGGGGCGGGAACACGCGAGGUGCACAACAAGUUGGAGAAGAACAGACGUGCUCACCUGAAGGAGUGCUUUGAGACGCUGAAGAAGAACGUUCCGAACGUGGACGAGAAGAAGACCUCCAACCUGAGCGUCCUCCGUGGUGCGCUGCGCUACAUCCAGACGCUGAAGCGCAAGGACAAGGAGUACGAGCACGAGGUGGAGCGGCUGACCCGGGAGAAGAUCGCCUCGCAGCAGCGGCUGGCCCAGCUGAAGAAGGAGCUCGGCCCAUCCAUGGACGCCACGGAGAUGGAGCGGGUCCUGAGGCAGACGGUCCAGCCCGAGGACGACCAGGUGUCCACCUCCACCGCAUCAGAAGGAGAAGAGGACUUGGACCAGGACUUUGAGGACGAGGACAUGCCUGCACCCCUGCCCAGCGAGCCCCCCCCCAUAGCCCCCCCGCCCAUCUUACAGGCCCACGCCCUUCUCACACUCCAGCCCGCACCCCUCCCUCUCUCUGGAGUGCUGACCACGCCCCAAAUGGGAGGAGUCCCCGUGCAGUCCCAGGCCCCGCCCCCUCAGGCCAUCGCGCCCCACCCCCCGCAGCCCUCGGCCGCUCAGGCCCAGCCGUCGGUCAUCGCCCACGCCGCCGUGUCCCACCCGUCCGUCAUCCAGGCCGUCCACCACAAACACCUGACCCCCAUCGCCCCCUCGCCCGGCCCCGCCGCCGCCGCGCCCCAGCCGGCGGCGGCGGCGGCGGCGCAGCGCGUCACGGUGACGCACCUGGGCCCCGCGCUCUACCCCCAGGCCCUGACGGUGUCCCAGCACAUCGCGCACACCUUCACCCACCACCACCCCCACCACCACGCGCUGGCCCCCGCCCACGCCACGCCCAACGGCCUGCACGUGAACGGGGGCCAGACCGCCGUGCUGGCCCCCCACCCGCAGCUGGGGGGCCAGACCACCCUGCUCAACCCCGUCACGCUGGUCAAACUCACCUGAGGGGCCGCGGACCCUGGGGGGCGGCCCUGGGGGGCGGGACCUGGUCUGACGGUGGACCUCUAAGUAGCAGAACACGUCAGACAUGGGACCGGAGGAACACAUUGGGCCAGGGUUCUGUGGAAGGACCCGAAGACGUCCGCAGGCGGUGUUUUUGACCCUGGGCGACGGAGACGCCUUCUCUCGUGGUCUCCUCCUUCCCUCACAACCAGAAGCACUAACAUGACGCUCAUACUCAGGCAUCAAGGAUCUACCUUCAAUAUGUGUUCAUUUGUCGACAGGAGAAGGUGUAGAAAAAAAAAAGAGUAUAUAAGAGGAGUUUUAUUUUCGUUCUCAUUCGGAUGCGUUCCCACUAGUUGUGUAUUCAGGUAAACGUGACGCAGCUAGGGGGGGUCCCCUCAGUGGAGGGGGGGGGGAGGGGGAUCAACAUGGAGGCCGCAGCCCCGCUUCGCGGCAGGCUCCAGCAAGGAGACCUCCAGGUUCGAGUCAAAGACCUUCCUCCCUCUCCUCUUCCUCCUCCAGGGGUGCUGAUGAUAAAUCUACUGAUUUACUGAUCGGCUAAAACAAUAGGCUGGCGGGCCGUUUACUUUUUGGACCUCGGGUUCCUCAGUUCACCUGCUCUGAACCCCGGCUCUCUGAUCUGAACCCAGGCUCUCUGAUCUGGACCCAGGCUCUCUGAUCUGAACCUAGGCUCUCUGAUCUGAACCCAGGCUCUCUGAUCUGGACCCAGGCUCUCUGAUCUGAACCCAGGCUCUCUGAUCUGAACCCCGGCUCUCUGAUCUGAACCCAGGCUCUCUGAUCUGAACCCAGGCUCUCUGAUCUGAACCCAGGCUCUCUGAUCUGGACCCAGGCUCUCUGAUCUGAACCUAGGCUCUCUGAUCUGAACCCAGGCUCUCUGAUCUGAACCUAGGCUCUCUGAUCUGAACCCAGGCUCUCUGAUCUGAACCUAGGCUCUCUGAUCUGAACCUAGGCUCUCUGAUCUGAACCUAGGCUCUCUGCUCUGAACUAGGGCUGAAUGAUUAAUCAAAUUCAUAUCGAAAUCGCGAUGUAAUAGAACAUGAUAUGCAAAUCGCAAAGGCUGCGAUUAAAAGUAAUAAUAAUAAUAAUUAUUAUCAUGUAUUUGUAUUUUUAUUUUACAAUUCAAUAGUUAAAUAAAGAAGUUUAUAAUAUUAAUUAAUCUCAACACAUCGUCCUGGCCUAAAGGAAAGAGCAGUUUUUAUGUUGACUGCUUCCAAUGUUGUGUUGGUCAUAGUAAAGAAUGAUUUAUUUAUUUAUUAGUGAAUAAUACACAACAUAAGGAAUUUAAUAAAUCAUAAAAAAUCGCACAUUAAAUCACAAUCGCAAUAUUGGUCAAAAUAAUCACAAUUAGAUUAUUUCCCCAAAUCGUUCAGCCUUAAUCUGAACCCAGGCUCUCUGCUCUGAACCCAGGCUCUCUGCUCUGAACCCAGGCUCUCUGCUCUGAACCCAGGCUCUCUGCUCUGAACCCAGGCUCUCUGCUCUGAACCCAGGCUCUCUGCUCUGAACCCAGGCUCUCUGCUCUGAACCCAGGCUCUGCUUAUUGAGCAUCAUCUGGGAAACAUUCCAAAAAAAACACAAUUUGACGGUGAAUGCACUCAGUUAUAUAAAGCUGCAAUCUAGUGUUGUUCUUGCUUUUCUGUAACUACUAAAUGGCUCUUUCAGCGCUUUGACCCUCAUUUAAAACACGGGCAUCUUCAUUCUGUGUCCUGGAUGCAGCCUUACUCUCCAGCCGUCCUUCAGAGAGCCUCCCUAACAGGGAGUCGGCGUGCUUCCUGCUCCUGUGUCUUUGAGACGGGCGUGUUGGGAUCAAUACAGUGUGCAGCCGUAGCCCCGCUGGCCUCGGGCCGACCAGGCGGUCCUGGCCGCUGCACCUCCAGGUGGUUUAGUCAUCACCAGGGAUCCUGAACACUCGUGAACCGCAGCUCAGACCGGGAGCGCCGUCUGAAUGAAUGAAUCCUAUUUCAGGGGAACGUCAGACGAUGAUCUUUAAGAGUUUACUAGCGGCCGUUGAUGGAAGAGGGUCUCCAGCGUGUCAUGGUAGUGACAUGCUGUUGUCUGUCAGGUGCUGAAGCCUUCUGCCCUGGUUCCUGUCGAUACACGCGUGUAGCUUAAGGCUCCUCUCUGGUGGUCAAAGAGCAGCUUUGUUUGAAAGCAAUGCUGGCAAAAGGUCAACAAAGUGAAACGCUGUUCACGUAACAAACAUGGCAACAUUGGAUUGCAAGGAUUCCAAUCUUCCAUCAUGUUUCACAAACUUGGUUUGAUGAUGGUCAUUGUUGCCAUUGGUCACCAGUGUCUAUAAGCAGGAGGAUGAGUUAUGCCCCGCCCACCGUUCAGGUGAGUCCUGCUGUCACGCUCCACACCAGCCUCCUUUACCCAGGAGAGAACAACGGCUUCGCACCCUCUUCUAAAAACAUAGCACAGAUCAAUGAAGGAACAUAUUUUCUGCAUGGCCGGACGUCUUCUUACACACCAGUGGCAGCUGCAUAUGAGGCCAUGGCAGGAGCUCACCUGAUGAUGUCAUGGCUUUGGUGAUGAUGUCUAAAACGCCACAGCAAAUUCAUGAGGCAGAUCCAAUUUCCAGACCUCAUUUAGAGUAUUAGGCUGGAAACAAUGGUAACAUUUUGUGUGUGUGUGUGUGUGUGUGUGUGUGUGUGUGUGUGUGUGUGUGUGUGUGUGUGUGUGUGUGUGUGUGUGUGUGUGUGUGUGUGUGUGUGUGUGUGUGUGUGUGUCAAAUCCAUUGACGUGUUCCUCACACUGCUUCACCAACUCCGAGGAGCUCUGGUGUAAAGUAAUCUAUGAAUGAACCAAGCAGUGGUCAUCGCCAGCGUCCUCCUUCUCUGAACCUCUUGACUAGUUGUUUUAUAUUCUCUAUAUCCAAGUUAAUCCCAACCUGCUGCAUGACUGUGUGUUGGUUGUGUAAACUUGUGCCCUGUGCAUGAGGGAAGUGUGUGUAUGCUUGGCCAGAUGAGUUUACUUAGUUAUAUAUAUAUCCAUACAUAUAUAUAUAUAUAUCAUUACUGAACAUAAUUUAUAUAUAUAUAUAACCCCCCCCGCCCGUUUAACACUGUGACAGCUUUGUCCGCUUUGUGUGUCCACUCGUGACCGGAGGAAUCUGAGGAAGGUCUGUUCCACUUUGGUAUUUUUUACUUGUUUUUGUUAGUCUGAGACAGUGAGUGAAAAGGUAUUUAAAAAAGAAAGAAAAAAAAGAUUUAUUCUUCUCUACAUAACAAAUUGUCAAAAAAUCUGUACGAUUUUUGUAACAUUUGUAUGAACGUAUGAAUAUUUUGUACAUUUGUGAUUGUAUGCACGUUUUGGCAUAUGAGUGUAUGUAUUUUAAAGUUUUAGCCAUGCCACGUUUAUUUGCAUGUAGACUGCUGUUUGGGUGAGUUUCUUUCUUUGGAUGGAUGUAACUUUAUUUGCGGGACCAUGUAACAACACUGCAGAACGAGAGCAGCCUCUUGACCUCAUGCUACAUUGAUAUUAUAUAUGAAUACAAAGAACAUGUUUUCCCUAUGGAGAAAGUUUUAAGUUCUAUAUGGCCUGUACCUUUUGGGCUGCUUUUAGAUCGAAAUGUCCACUGUUUGAAAUAACAUGAUAUUGGAUAAAAUAAUAAAUGAAAAAAUGAUUCUGAUAAAAUUAAGAUUCUUGAUAAAUCUUAUUACCUUUACAACA